Messenger RNA from Gadus morhua (Atlantic cod), 2273 nucleotides. RefSeq names its product coiled-coil domain-containing protein 81-like. Gene Ontology annotation, cellular component: microtubule organizing center. Lineage: Eukaryota; Metazoa; Chordata; Actinopteri; Gadiformes; Gadidae. The transcript is spliced from 16 exons. The record is from RefSeq and is a predicted model, not a curated record. Bases 37 to 1944 code for a protein of 635 amino acids.
AGGAGAUUUUUAUCAGCUGAUUUCUCUAUUGAUGAGAUGACGGAUUUGCUGCAUCUGGCGUCUGACGCGGAGAGGAACCUCUUGCCCACGCUGUCGGGGCUCAGCAGAAACGAUAUCAACAGCAUUUGGGGUUACGUUGCGGAGUACAUAGAACAUCAAAUGACUUCACAGAAGGGUGUCCACGUGGCCGGCCUGGGCACCUUCUCUUUCUCCCAGCUACAGCUGGACCUGGGAAACAAGAUGGCGGUGAUCCAGAGACCCAUCUUCCUCCUGGCUGAGAAGCUGGUCCAGACCCAGAACCUGAGGCAUAAGAGACCCCUGGCCACAGCAACACACAUCGCCGUGGUGGCGCUGAACUACGCGGCCGUCUCGCAGGUCGGCCCGUUUGAGCGGGAGGUGGUGGAGGGGUGUGUCCGCGAGACCCUCCUCCUUCUCCCCCGAGCGCUGGCCUCGGGAGGUCCCGCCCACCUCGCCCUGCAGGGGGUCGGCACGCUGUCAAUCAGGAACCACAAGGUGGGCAUGAAGUUCAACAGGGACUUUGUGAGGACCCUGGACUCUACCGGAAGACUCCUGCUGGCCCUGUCCAACAGACCUGGUAGCAGUGUGUCUCUGAUGUCAGCACGCCUGAGCCCCGCGGGCUCCACCAAACUGCCCUCCGUCGUGUCCCCCCAGAGAGGGACCCCGUCUGGGGCCGGAGACGGACACAGGCCCCUACCGGCCCCGGACAGCACGGACACAGCAGGGCCCAGGGAUCCCAGACCCAGCCGACCUGACCCCGCUGAGAAGUCAGGAGUCCACGGGGUCCACCUCUCUUGGGGUCCGAAGAACAGCGACUACCCCCCACAGGCGGCUAAGAAGAGCAGUGUCUCCUUUUCACCACCAGAGGGAGUAGUGACAGAGGAAGCCCCUCACAGAGAAACGAGGUGCACUGGACACACCCGUGCUGGACAGGAGCUGUGUUACCUGUGCAUGCAGCGCUCCCAGAGGAACGUCCCCCUCUACCUGCGGGAGGCAAGGAGGGCGGAGGAGGUGGAGCAGGAGGUGCUGCUCCUCCUCAAAGGUCAGCAGGAGGAGGAGCUCUACCUGCAGGGAGAACAGGCUCAUUUGGGCCAGCAGAGGGCGUUCUCAGAGCAGGUGGCGGCGUUCAACCUGGGGGCGUCCAAGACCCUGAAGGAACAGAGAGCCCAGAAACCCCAGUUCCACGGCUCCUACCUCUUCACCGAGCGGCCCCUGACGGCGGCCCUGCAGGGGGCCCGGGGGUGGGGCCACCUGGAGGGGCUCCGGGACCAGCUGCUAAGCCAGCGGAGCCGCGGCCGCCGGGCCCAGCAGGAGAGGCUGCUCCUGGAGAGGGUGGACCAGGCCCAGCUGGCCCAGGAGGUUGCUUUGCAGAGGAAGCAGCAGUUGCUUCAGAAACAGCAGAGAGUCGACCACUACCGAAGAGCCCUGGACUUACAGGUGGAACACGGCAGGGGACCACAGUGUACGCAGGACCGGCAGCCAAUCAGCACUGGGAUUGGGCGGUGGGAGUCGGAAGCCACGGCCAAUGAGAACCGAGAAAGAGCGCAGAAGGUGUCCCAGGAGCAGCUAAUGGCCGCCACGCAGAAGAGAAAAGAGGACGCGUCAAGACGAAGAACACAGCAGCAGACAGAGAAGGAGAUGCUCAGCCUCAACCGCAAGGAGUUGAUUCUGGACCGUCUCAGAUGCUUCGAGGCCUCCAAGGACAUGCGUGCAUCGCUGGAGGACACCUGGAGGGACAGCGCCCGGCUGAAGCUACGCCGGGAGGAGGAGGAGAAGAGCUUCCGCAGGUCCGGGGGGACCCUCCUGUUGGAUCAGGGCGACCAGCACCGCCGCUGCCACCAGUGCAAGAGGAAGCCUGGUAACCAGGGCCAGAGCAACAUCUGGAGAGAGUCGUGUUACACCUCUGGCUCGCGCAUCAUGAUGUGAUGAAACACCACUGGAUGACCAGGCAGCCGGGAGACCAACUAAAGGGGACCUUUAUGGGGAAUUUGCGUGCCACUAAUCGUUUGGGGAUUUUUGUAUUUUGUGGAGGUAUUCUCUGCGAAUUGGGUUUGUUGUUGUGUAGGAGUGGUUUUUCUUUGAGUCGUGUGGUCAUUCGAGAGGUAUUGAAAUAAUUUAGAUUAUCACUAUUUACUAGAGCUGUCAAGCGAUUAAAAUAUUUAAUCGUGAUUAAUCGCAUUAAUGUCAUAGUUAACUCUAAUUAAUCGCGAUUAAUCGCAAAUUAUUUUUCUAUGCUAAAUAUCCCUUGAUUUUUU